AUGGAUUUAUGCAAUAUUUACGUAAAGCACAUCGAUCCAUCAAUCAAAAGCACGGGUCUUUUUAAUCUUUUCAAACCUUUUGGACGUAUUAUCAGUGCACGAGUGAUGGAAGAUCCAGCCACCGGCGAAUCUCGUGGAUUCGGUUUUGUCAGCUACAGCCACCCAACGGAAGCCGCAGCAGCCUUAUUAGAAAUGGAUGGA
This is a messenger RNA of Zychaea mexicana, 201 nucleotides long. RefSeq lists its product as uncharacterized. The record is from RefSeq and is a predicted model, not a curated record. Gene Ontology annotation, molecular function: RNA binding. Lineage: Eukaryota; Fungi; Mucoromycota; Mucoromycetes; Mucorales; Lichtheimiaceae. The transcript has a single exon. The annotation marks the transcript as partial.